Messenger RNA from Exophiala aquamarina CBS 119918, 1587 nucleotides. RefSeq lists its product as uncharacterized. NCBI's taxonomy places the organism in Eukaryota, Fungi, Ascomycota, Eurotiomycetes, Chaetothyriales, Herpotrichiellaceae. The transcript has a single exon. Bases 1 to 1587 code for a protein of 528 amino acids. Gene Ontology annotation, biological process: phospholipid transport; mitochondrial outer membrane translocase complex assembly; establishment of mitochondrion localization. The record is from RefSeq and is a predicted model, not a curated record. Gene Ontology annotation, cellular component: SAM complex; ERMES complex.
AUGAUUGAAUUCAUGGACUACAUCGUGCACGCGUUUGGAACAUCGACCGACUGGAACCCCGACAACAGCUACUCAUCAUUGACUGCGACCUCGGAUGCUCUACUCUCGUUCAAUACUCCUUCAACGUUGGCCCUACACGUCUCAUCCCUGAGCACCCGGAACUUUGCCUCGUCAUACACCCUUUCCACCCUUGGCCAGAUCGAUGGCUCCCUCUCCUACCUUUACUCCACCAUCCCAUUGGGACACAUUCCCUCCCAGACACCGAGUAUACCGCUGAAACAUCUGGUGAGAGGCUAUAGGGAUAUCAGGUUGCCGAUCAAUUUCCAGGGGGAGAGCAAGGUAUUCACCAGCACAGGCGGAAAUGGAAGGAAGCCUACGUUACUGCAUGCGACAUUGGCUCUUCCGCCGCCCUCGGUUCUGACAGCAUUAUACGCCCGGCGCAUAAGCCCAGAAACCCUGUUAUCCCUCUCACUAUACAGCAAGUCCGUAACAGGACCGACGCUCAACUUAAGCACUCCUCCAGCGUCAUGCCUUGCCCACAUUCAGCACGACGCUGGUCAAUACUCAGUUGAAGGGCUUGCAUCAACCGACAGUGCACUGCUGGGGGUCCGAGGACUAUGGAACUUCGGCGUCUCGGUUCCGGGGGAAGCAGAGUCCCUGUCAUUCUCAGGACCAAGGCCAGAGUCUGCCGAAAGCGACAUAGAGUUUCCCUCCGGCCUUCCUCUCCCAACCAAAAUUGAGCGCAAUUCGGCCUAUCGCAGCCGACUGGAGUCCAAACCCUCACUCGUGUCUGCCGGCGCGGAGUUCUACUACAGCCCCUUUUCACACGUUAUCGGGCUCUCAACAGGCCUGCGCUUCACCACCCUCGCACCAAACAUCACACCUUCUCCACCUCAACCACAAACCGAAACCUCGCCAAACCCAACAGCCAACAAGCCCCUCGCCGGAACAUCUGCCUCUCUCCUAUCAACAGCAAGCCACAGCCUCCUCACGCCGUCCAACAUCGCACACUCUUCCUUCCCAUACACUAUGACCCUAACACUCACCCCUUUAACCGGCUCCAUAUCCUCAACAUAUUCGGUGCGCCCGACGCCCAACAUGGCCUUAUCCUCGCGCUUCGACUUCAACUUCUACUCCUGGGAAUCACGGUACGUGGUUGGCGGCGAACUGUGGCGGCCGCGGCGCAAGCCGCCGUCAUCAUCAUCGUCCGGCGAUAUUAACGCGGACCCCGACGAUCCACUCGCAUGGGCACGCGCCAAAACCCAAGACUGGUUCACGCCGGCGGAACAGGCGCUCAAGGACGAGCGGCUGCAGCGGGAAGAGGAGAACGUGCUUAAGUUUCGAGUGGACGAUUCCUGGAAUGUGCGGGCGCUGUGGACGGGUCGAGUCAAGAGCCUGCUGGUCUCAGCCGGCGUGAGUGUUUCCCCUGUCGUGAGGAAUGGCCUUGGCACGGCGUCGGUUGCACCCGUGAGGAGUGCUGCGACUGGUGGGAGCGGAGCCGCUCUGGGCGUGGGUGCCGGGGACCCAGAUGGAGGUAUCAAGCGGUGGACCGGUAGUGUGGGCGUCAGUAUCGCGUACUCCACUUGA